Messenger RNA from Teleopsis dalmanni, 1699 nucleotides. RefSeq names its product A-kinase anchor protein 17A-like. The record is from RefSeq and is a predicted model, not a curated record. NCBI's taxonomy places the organism in Eukaryota, Metazoa, Arthropoda, Insecta, Diptera, Diopsidae. The transcript has 7 exons. Bases 155 to 1699 code for a protein of 514 amino acids.
CGAAUACUCAAUAAAGUUUAUAGAUCUCGUGAAAAACGCGUAGUUUAAUAAGCGCUAUAUAAAGCUAUUAAAAGAAUUUAAAACUAUACAAAAUGUCUCCGACUGUGUGCCAUUGUUUUUGCCGCAUAGUCUUUAUCUCAAGCCACUUGCCAAAAUGCACAUAUCAGUGGCAUUGCCCAGCAAUAAAACGGGCAAGUCAAUUUCCAACUUAGAAAUAAUGGAAAAAUUAAGCAAUGCGUUGAAACCUGAUAAAUUUUUAGUACUCAAGGUAACAAAGAGUACUAUUGAUUUUAUUCGCUUUGAAGCAGAGUUAGAUGAUCGAAAAUAUCUACGUAGCGCGUUGUCACGUUUAGAUGGUAUUUCAAUUAAAAUAUCUGGUUUUAAUGAAUCAUUUCGAGUGCGUGCUAGUGAACCAAAAGAUGAGUUCCCAACAAGAUACGAUUGGGACUCAUUUUUUCGCGAUGCAAAGCAUAUGGAUGAAAUGAAACCAGGCGAACGACCGGAUACUAUACAUUUAACACAUUUGCCAAUACGCUGGUUUUGCCCGCGACAUCAUGAAAAUGAUGAAAAUGUCAAACCGAGUGAGAGUAUAUUUAAACGCAUAUUUGAAAAAUUUGGAACCGUACGCAGUUUUGACAUACCUAUAUGUGAUCCAUAUCGAAACAAAAUGAACACUGACAUAAGUGGCAUGAAAACUUUUACUUUCGAGCAGGAUGUGUUGUUUGAAGCUUAUAUACAAUUUGAAGAAUAUGUUGGUUUCGUGCGUGCUAUGGAUGAAUUUCGUGGCAUGAAACUAGUACGAAAAUUUAUUGAUAAGAAUCAAUCUGUUAAUAUAGUAGUUAAUUUUGACAAAACAAAACAUCUGAGUGAUGCGCAAAUACAACGUCGGGAACGUGUUCGAAAACGCCUUAUUAGUAAAGCACAGGCUGAAGAAGAAGAAAAAGAACGCCUAAAAAAAUUGGAACAAGAAAAUUUAGAACGUCAGAGGCAAAAAGAAGAGGAGCUAAAGCUUGCUGCUUUAGAAAAACAACGUGAACGAGAGGAGAAACGAAAAGAAAAGCAUUUAAAAAAGAUACAUGAACGAGGACAAGUGGAAAUUUCACAAAAGAUACGCAUUGAGGAGCGUAAAUUGCUGAUAGCUCAACGAAAAUUAGAAAGUAUCCGAAUAUUAGAGCAAUUAUUUGACCGCAUUAAGCUUAAAAACACGCUAAAACGUAAAACAACUCAAGCAAAUCAUUUUCCUAAUGAGGAAAAUGAUUCGCGUGAGCGUUUAAUUGAAAAAUAUAAAAUUGCAACUGAAAAACUCUUAAAUGACCAACGAAAAAAAGUCGAAGAUAUCAAAAGUAAAACCCCUCUAUCUGGUUUGUUAAAAAUGAAGAGAACUAAGAAAUCAGUAUCGUCAGACGAUGAAGAUGACACAGCAGGCAAUGAAAAUAAUGUUGUUAAAACAGAACCCGUCACAAAUGACAUGACAGCUGCCAAUGUAACCCACAUGAAUCCGUUUAAAGCUGUUGCUGCUUUAGCCGCUGCUAGUAGUAAUGGAUCACCAGCAUAUCCACCAGAAAUGGCUAAUGAAUGGAUGAAAUCAAUGUCAAUGUUUCCAUAUGUGCCACCAGUGUUUUCCGGUCUACCAACGCUCUACCGACCACCUUCGUUUGGUGUAUCCAUGAAUUAUCGUGGUUUUGCAAUUAGAGUUUAA